Wyeomyia smithii (pitcher-plant mosquito) is the source of this 2840-nucleotide messenger RNA. RefSeq lists its product as uncharacterized. The transcript has 7 exons. The record is from RefSeq and is a predicted model, not a curated record. Gene Ontology annotation, biological process: regulation of transcription by RNA polymerase II. Bases 141 to 2783 code for a protein of 880 amino acids. Gene Ontology annotation, molecular function: zinc ion binding. NCBI's taxonomy places the organism in Eukaryota, Metazoa, Arthropoda, Insecta, Diptera, Culicidae. Gene Ontology annotation, cellular component: transcription regulator complex; nucleus.
CGUCUUUAAGGUUUGUUUUGUUUAUAUUCCCGAUUACUAGUUCAGCAGAUAAUCAGGUUCAGAAGAAUAAAACGUACAAUUGGUGUUUCCCGAAAUUUUCAAAAGUUCUUUUUAACAGCUGGUUGAAAAAGUCGGACCUUAUGACCAUGUCGCACGCUCCGGCUGUGCAGCAACAAUGCCGCUUGUGUCUUCACUACAACGAAACUGCUGACGAUUCAGAGUUGCUGACGGAUAUUUUCACCCCGGAUGAGUUUUCGGAAACUUCGAUGAUCGAUAAAAUUCGUGAUUGUUUAGGUAUAUUCAUUGCGCCGUCCGACAAUGCGGUGCGGUUCGUGUGUUGCAAUUGCGCUCGAACGGUAGAACUAAUAGACGAGUUCCGAAUUCUCUGCCAUCAGACAGCAGAAGUGUACGACUCACUUCGAAUCAAACGCUCUACGGCGGAUGCAGAUAGUCGGCAACAGUACUGCACAGCUGUCAGCACACUUCGAACAUUUGUGCGCCAGCUACAGGGUGCGGUCAAUGAUGCACUGUGCAAAACUAAGGCCGAGGAGGAUGACGUUGAGGAACUCAAGGCUGAGAACAUCAAGAAUGAAACGGCAACUGAGGAGGAGCUGGAACGUGGCCAUCUGCUGAGUGGUGGCUCUGAACCGAUAAUUGAUUUUGUGGUAGUCAAAGUUGAAGCCCUGGAGCCAAUAGAACCAGUGACUGAUAUUGUCAACGAAAGCAACGAUAAUGAUCGUUUGACAAUAGCUUUGAAAAUAGGUAUUGCACAGGAAGUGAAACAGCGCCCGGAACUGUGGGAUAUUUCCUUUACCAGUUCGGCUCAAACAAUUAACGAAAGCUGGACCGAGCUGGCAUGUAAAUUAGGAUUAGAUAUAGCGACUCUCAGGCGCCAUUGGCGUCGCAUUCGAGAUGGCUACCGCGAACUGCAGAGACGCGAGUCUCUUGGUGAUAGCCUGUUUCUUGAGGAUUCGACUACGGCCCAAUUGUUUUCACUCUGUAAACACAUGUUCGAUAGUGCUCCGAAACAAACAGUGCAGCGACGCGAGCAGUCUAAAUUAGAGGAAAGCGCUAACGAGGCAGCGUCUGCAGGGGAACACCAGAAGAUGGCUCAUUUGCGGGUAAUUUACAAGCAUCCGGUUCUGUGGAACGUCAAGCAUAUAGACUACCACAGCCGAGAGGCGCGUGAGAACGCUUGGGAUCUAAUUGGCGAAGAACUGAAUGUUUCUGCUAAGGAUGCCAAACGCAGCUGGAGAAAUAUGCGGGACAUGUAUCGGCUUCGGGCUAGACGCUUAGCAGGAGGUAAAAUAUCCAAGGAGGAUUUUCUUAUUAAUCAGCCUCUGUACAAGAUAUUGGACGAAAUGCUGAGCUGUGUCCCCGCUCGAGGCAGUCCGAAAGAACCCAAGCUCGAUGCAAGUCACAGUGAGCAGGAAGCAGCGACGGGUGUUUCCUAUAAAGUGUUCGAGAACGAUAAACGAUUGCAGUUUGCUCAGAUCUGCUAUGGGCACGAAAUCUUGUGGAAUAACCAACAUCCGGAUUACAAUGUUGGCGCGAAAAAGGAUAAAGUUUGGGAUGAAAUCGCACUACAGAUGGAGGUAACGCGGGCCGAAGCACGAUACCAGUGGAGUCGUUUGCGAGGAGUUUAUCGAGGACGCCGUUUACGGCUACUUGAUGGUUCGAUUGCUAUCGACGAUCCUAUUUUGAAUGAUCCUCUGUACAAACUGUUGGAAGAUAUGCUAGGUGAAAGCAUGCAAAUUGGCAAGAAAAGUGGAGUUUUAAUGUCGGCCCAACAACACGCUAGUGGACCAUUCCAAAGCAUAGAACAGCAGACUGAAUUGCUUGAAGAAAUUGCCAAAUAUGAGCUCCUUUGGAGUCCAAAUCAUUCCGACCACUUCAGAGCGGAAAUGCGUACUGCGGCUUGGAAAAAAGUUGCCGCAAAAUUUGAAGUUAAUCCACUAGCCGUGAAAACAGAAUGGAAACGUUUGAAAGAUGUACACGUCUCCCGGGAAGAUCAAGCGCAGGAUACGGAUACCAAACGACUGCUAGUACUAUUACAAAGAUUACUGCCACCCGCGGAGAAACCCUCCGUGACAGUAGAACAAAGACCCGACGAGAGCAAGCGGAGGAAGCCAAGAGUUGGCGCUGAAUCGAAGCGACGAUUUCGUGGCAAGAAAACCUACGAUAGUGUGGGAUGCGUCAAAAUGGAUCGUAACGGUACCAUGCGGCAUCACAAAAUCUGUGAGCUGUGCGGCAAGCCGGUUGAGCGGUCAAUGUUCGAGUACCACAUGAAUCAACACAAUGGCGUUCGACCGUACGCGUGCUCCUUCGAGGGUUGUGAUAAGCGGUACAGCAACAAGAUCACUCGCGAUCGCCACGAGGUGAUGCUGCACGGGGACGAUGGCUUCAAAUUCGACUGUGAUCAGUGCGGGGCAAAGUUCAAACAGAGGGCCAAGUUCGAGUUCCACUAUGCCGUCAAGCACAAGAGUGAAGAUGUUCCGUGUAAUAUUUGUGGGAAAUUACUGAAACAUCGGCAUCUCCUGCGAAAACAUAUCGAGUUGCAUACAAGCAGUUUCACAUGCAAAGUGUGCGGCAAAGUGCUGCAGAAGAAAUGGUCAUUGAAUGUGCACAUGCGAGUUCACACCCAGGAAAAGCCGUAUCCCUGUGAACUCUGCGAGCUGCGCUUCAUGUUGAAGGUGCAAAUGAAAACGCAUUUGCUCAAAGUGCACGGAGUUCUACUGGAAGAUAUUGAAGCAGCCAAGGCUAAUCUUGCGGGCCCAGCUUAGCCAAACGAUGAGAGUUACUGGUAAAAUAAAAUAAAAUAAAAAAGGAAUUCAUAUCAA